Messenger RNA from Sarcophilus harrisii (Tasmanian devil), 930 nucleotides. RefSeq names its product vomeronasal type-1 receptor 1-like. The transcript has a single exon. Gene Ontology annotation, molecular function: pheromone receptor activity. Gene Ontology annotation, cellular component: membrane. The record is from RefSeq and is a predicted model, not a curated record. NCBI's taxonomy places the organism in Eukaryota, Metazoa, Chordata, Mammalia, Dasyuromorphia, Dasyuridae. The coding region runs from base 1 to 930 and encodes 309 amino acids. Gene Ontology annotation, biological process: G protein-coupled receptor signaling pathway.
AUGAUUCCUAUGGACAUACUCCUGAGUAUUGCCUUCUUCUCCCAGACAGGAAUUGGGAUUCAGGGAAACCUCUUCCUACUUUAUCUCUUCAGCUUUCUUUUCUUCACUGGUCAGAGUCUGAGGCCAAUAGAUUUGAUUCUCAGCCAGCUGGCUUUGGCUAAUUCCUUGGUGCUUCUCUCCAAGGGAUUCCUUCAGGGACUGGCAGCUUUGGGUCUGAAAAAUUUACUGGAUGACAUUGGUUGUAAAAUUGUCUUUUACCUUCACAGAGUAGGUCGAGGGCUUUCCCUCUGCAUAACCUGUGUUCUGAGUGGUUUUCAGGCCAUCAACAUCAGUCCUCAGAACUCCAGGUUCAUGAAGCUUAAAACCAGAGUCCCAAGAUACAUUAUCCCCUCUAUUCUCCUGUGCUGGAUUUUCCCCAUGCUGCAAAAUAUUAGUAUUCUUGAGAAACUUGAAGGACCAAGGAGCACCAGAAACACUUCAGAAACAAAUAUAUAUGGAUACUGCUCUGUGAAUGCUACGACUCCUAUUAGUACCUCACUCCAUGGAGUUGUCUUCUCCCUCCCUGAUGCUGUGUGUAUGACUUUCAUUAGCUUUACCAGUGGCUACAAGGUUUACCUCCUACACAAGCACCACAAGAGAGUUCAACAGCUUCACUCUGAUAGCUUUUUUCCUAGAUUCUUCCCAGAGACCAGAGCCACCCAAAUGAUCCUUCUGCUAGUGAGCACCUUUGUCACUUUUUACUUACUUAAUUCUAUUUUGACUGCCUGCAUGCACUCAAUGACACCUAGACCCUGGCUGUUGCAUAGCUCUGCCCUCUUGGCUUCUUGUUUCCCAAUGGUUAGCCCCUUUGUGCUGAUCAGCAGUGACUCACAAAUCCUGAGGUACUACAGGGCUGUCCAUGGUAGAAAAAGUUCUCAACCUGAGAAGUAA